AUGACGGACAGAUCGAUUCUGCGCACCGUAGAUAACGGCUCAGUGUAUCACAAAUUUUCGUAUGAACUCUCGAUCAUCACUGAUUCUUUUUCGCCUCUGAACGUACCUGAGGUUACCUUUUUUUUUUCUUCUUUUCUUUCAAUGACAUUCGAUUUUGGGGUAAUCAUUAAGGUCUGCAGAUUUCAAGACAUAAAGAGAGAUUUUGAUGACAGUCGCUGCUUCAUAAAGCAUUUCAGUUUGCUCAUAUCUAUCUAUCUAUCUAUCUAUCUAUCUAUCUAUCUAUCUAUCUAUCUAUCUAUCUAUCUCAGUCUGUUCAGAUCUAUCUAUCUAUUUCUCUCUCUCUCUCUCUCUCUCUCUCUCUCUCUGUAUCUAUCUAUCUAUCUAUAUGUCCCAAUUUGUUCGUAUCUAUCUCUGUUCAUAUCUAUCUAUCUGGCCACCUCGGCGUGCAACGCUAAGAAAAUUACCAUUUUCUAUCUAUCUAUCUAUCUAUCUAUCUAUCUAAGUAUGUGCAGAUCUAUAUAUCUAUUUCUCUCUAUCUUUCUACAUGUCCCAGUUUGUAUCUAUGUCUGUUCAUAUCUAUUUAUCUGGGCACCUCGGUGUGAAAAUCACCAUAUCUAUCUACCUCAGUCUGUUCGUUAUCUAUCUAUCUAUCUAUCUAUCUAUCAGUUUGUUCGUAUCUAUCUUUGA
Acanthosepion pharaonis is the source of this 687-nucleotide messenger RNA. The record is from the annotation of a GenBank genome assembly. Lineage: Eukaryota; Metazoa; Mollusca; Cephalopoda; Sepiida; Sepiidae.